Messenger RNA from Drosophila grimshawi, 985 nucleotides. Its product is annotated as chymotrypsin-2. Lineage: Eukaryota; Metazoa; Arthropoda; Insecta; Diptera; Drosophilidae. The transcript has a single exon. Bases 20 to 877 code for a protein of 285 amino acids. The record is from RefSeq and is a predicted model, not a curated record. Gene Ontology annotation, molecular function: serine-type endopeptidase activity. Gene Ontology annotation, biological process: proteolysis.
CAAUUGUGUAGUAAAAACAAUGGGAUCAAUAACGAAAUCCAUGCUGAUCAGCUUAAGUCUCAGCUUUUGUCUGCUGCUGCUGCAAUCCCAAUCUUCUCAUGGAAUGCGCUUGCGUGGGAAGCAGCUGCCGGGCGAGUUGGCCAAGGCUAGUCGUCCUUCCUCGAGGUUAAUCCAGGGUCGCAUUGCGGGUGGACAGCAGGCCAAAGAGGGCGCUUGGCCUUGGAUUGUCUCUAUACAGAAUCAGUUCGAAUUUCCCUUUUGCAGUGGGGUGAUCAUCGGUGAUGUUUGGAUUUUGACUGCAGCCAGUUGUGUUGCGGGCUUGCGUGCUCGUAAUUUAGUAAUAGUCGCUGGCACCGUAUCCACUUGGAAUAUUACCGCUCCGGGUUACUAUACGGAUCGGAUUCAUAUCCAUUGCAAUUUUGAUAAGCCCCUUUAUCACAACGAUAUUGCACUGUUGCAUUUAACUGAGAAGAUUGAGUAUAAUUCAGUGGUAGCAAAGAUUACGCUGGCGGAAAUCGAUGAGCUGCAACAGAACGAAGCUUUGACCUUUGCUGGCUGGGGCAUGGAAUCAACAGAAGGUUCUGUCUCGCAGUACUUGCAGCAAUCGGAUGGCAGCUACCUUAAUGUGGAUGACUGUCGCAAGACGCUGGGCGACACUGAGGAUGUCGAUCUGGGUCAUGUCUGUGUGCAAAUGAAGUCCGGCAAGGGUGUCUGUUACGGUGAUGCCGGUGGACCUCUAAUCAAUGAUCGACAGCAACUGGUGGGCAUCGGCAAUUGGGGUAUUCCCUGCGCCCGAGGUUUUCCCGAUGUCUAUAGUCGAGUGGCCUUCUACAACGAUUGGAUACGCAGCACCAUUGAGGGCUGUGGCAUUGCCUAAACUAUAGCCAUAUAAAUAUAUAUACACUCAGCGAAAGGCGCCCACUCUUUUCUUUGUUCUUAAAAACUCAAAAUUGAAAUUAAAUAAAAAUGAUUCAUGCUUUUAAAA